AUGUACCGAUUGGCUGCCCUUGCCUGCUUGAUCGCCUUUGCCUCCGCCUGUGAUGUUGCGUGGCCCAACAACACCGACACGAAAUUGAACUGGUUCCCCUCCUGCUCAUCCCCAGUCACUUUCUAUGGCCUCCAGGCCCAGGAUGCUAAAGGCAAUGCAGAGUACCCAAUUAAAUUGACGGAACCCCUCGUCAUCCAGGCCGACAUGAACAACCCGAACAAUGUCUACAAAUCGCCGAACUUGAAGAGCACCGUCAACUUGUGGUCUUGGGGAUCCGCAUUCGCUUGCCAAUGGUCGGUGGUGCCGACUUUUGAUUUGUUGAAGAACCUUGACGCCUGCACAAAUGGAGUUCCUUGCCCCGUCGAGAAGGGCCGCAAGACCAUCCCGAUUACCCUCGACUUCUCCAAGUUCGAUAACAUCAUCAAGCUGCUGAAGAACGAUGCACCCUACCAAAUGGAGAUGAUCCUCCACGACACCGCGUCAAACGACCAAACCUGUGUGACAGCUCAGGCCCGUGCCCUCACAAAAAGC
Messenger RNA from Mesorhabditis spiculigera, 531 nucleotides. The record is from the annotation of a GenBank genome assembly. NCBI's taxonomy places the organism in Eukaryota, Metazoa, Nematoda, Chromadorea, Rhabditida, Rhabditidae.